Messenger RNA from Corythoichthys intestinalis (scribbled pipefish), 1357 nucleotides. It is a transcript of the gene btr33, whose product is annotated as bloodthirsty-related gene family, member 33. Gene Ontology annotation, molecular function: protein binding; ubiquitin protein ligase activity. Gene Ontology annotation, biological process: protein ubiquitination. The transcript has 7 exons. The coding region runs from base 24 to 1325 and encodes 433 amino acids. NCBI's taxonomy places the organism in Eukaryota, Metazoa, Chordata, Actinopteri, Syngnathiformes, Syngnathidae. Gene Ontology annotation, cellular component: cytoplasm. The record is from RefSeq and is a predicted model, not a curated record.
UUUACCCUUCGAAUAUCAAGUUCAUGUCUUCUAGCAGCACUCUUUUGUCAGAAGCGCUGUUCCAGUGCGGCAUCUGUCAGGAUGUCUUCUGCGAGCCAGUUUCCGUUUCCUGCGGCCACAGCUUCUGCCGCGGCUGCAUCACGUCCCACUGGGAUCAGAUCGCCGCUUCCAGCUGCCCCAAAUGCCACACGCUCUUCGCCGCUCGGCCGGAGCUCUGCCAAAACUCCUUCGCCAAGGAGAUGUCCGAGCACAUCCGAGCUCGGAGGACGCAGAUGGAAUCGGAGGUGCGGGAGAUGAUCCGGGAUCGACUCGGGAAAGUGGCGGAGAUUAAACGCUGCUUGGAGCUGAGUAAAGAAAAGGCCAAGUUGGAGUUAGACCGCAGUGCAGAGAUCUUCUCCGCUCUGUUCCGGUCCCUGGAGAAGAGCAGGGCAGAGCUGCGGGAGACUAUCCACAGACGGCAGGCGGCGAUGGAACAGAGAGCCCAGAGACUAAUGGCGGAACUGGAGCUAGAGAUCAACGAGCUAGAGGGGAGACGGACGGAGAUGGAGUCACUCCUGCCCCCGGACGACCGCCUGCGUCUUCUGCGGAGGUCUUCAGAAUUGUCUUCAGCGUCCGAGUCCUGUUGCGAUAGCCUCGUCAGUUCUUUCCCGUGCGUGGCCAUCGCGAGGAGAGUUUUGGCCCAUGUUGAGCAACAACUAUGCUGUUUUUUAAAGACGCUUGCCAUUGAAGAACAUGACAUGAUGCUGCAGUAUGCAGCGGAUGUCUAUCUGGACCCCAGGACAGCCAACCCUUGGCUGGAUCUGUCCGAGGACGGGAGACGGGUUCAGGACGGAGAUGUCGAAAGGAACCUUCCGGAUCUGCCCGAGCGCUUUGACACUGUACCGUGUGUGAUAGCUACCAAGGGUUUCACCACUGGGAGGCACUAUUGGGAAGUGGAAGUUGGGGAUAAGACAUCGUGGGACCUCGGGGUGGCUCUGGGGUCCAUCAACCGGAAAGGAUUGGUGAUACUGAGCCCGCAAGACGGAUACUGGGUUGUGUGUCUGAGGAAGGCCAAUGAAUACCGGGCCUGCGAGGCUCAGGCGCAGCUUCUGUAUGUCGGCCGGAGACCGAAGGUCAUCGGGCUUUUUUUGGACGUGGCGAACGGGACGCUGUCCUUCUUCGAUGCGGAGGCCAAGUCGCACAUCUACUCCUUUACGCGCGCUCGCUUCACAGAGGCCGUUUUUCCUCUUUUUAAUCCGGAUGUGAGCGACGACGGAAGGAACGGCUCGCCGCUCAUCAUCCGGCCUCCGAAUGGAGGCGUGACUUGUGAUCAUCUUAUGAUAUGAUAAAAUAAUACUGAUUCAAAACACAUCAUCAA